AUCAACCUUGUGUUUAUGUUUGUUUCUAACAAUUAAUUCGCACGUGAGAAUCUAUGUACUUAACCUUUUCGUAUCCCUAAAUGAAGCUAUGUCGGAGCUCACAGUGCACUCGGUCUGCACUAAAGGGCCGAUUUAUCCCACGUUAUUAUAUUUCCAAAAUGGCUGCCUGACGAAAGACUUCGAAACAGACUGUGCCGUGUUACAAGACAAGAAUAAGACUAGAACAAUAGUGAUGGAGACUUCCGAGCUCGUCUACGCCGGUAAAGAGGAAAAGGAAGAAUCUGGCAUGACCCUGAUACUAGCUAGAGACAGGGUAUCCGGAAAUGUUCGUCUAAUAGAGGUAGGCAGCGCCAACUUGAAACCGCUCACCGAAACGGACUUAGACCAUUUAGAACACGAAGCGAAAGCGCAUAGUAAAAUGAGAUCAAAGAAAAUUAUGACACAGAAUAUAUCCAAUGCUGUUCAAAUGGACACAGAACAGAUUAUUGAAAGCAAUAUGUUUGAAAAUCUAGUUGCAUGUAAUAACGGCAUAGGUGAGCUCGAUAUGCCGCCUAUAGAUAGAGAAGUAACUGAAGUUGAAUUAGAUUAUUUGCAGCAACAGCAUGAAAUAAGUAGAUUAGAGUUUUUAGAAUUUGAGAAGAAGGAAUUAGAACAGCAAAAGAAAUUUAGAGUUAAUCUUGAACCUGAAACAGAGCCGACAGAUAUGGAGGUUAUGGAGCAACAAGAUCUUACAGCGCUUGAAGAGAAUAACUCUGAAGAGUUUCACAUACCGCCUAUUAACAGAGGGGCUACCAAAGUUGAAGAUGUUUAUCAGAUAGAGAAGAUUUUGUCCAAAGGUGAAUGUGAAAAGAUUUUAGAGGAACUAGAGGAAAAUAACUAUGUGGCUGAUUUGCACCCUUAUAUAAAGUCUUACAUGAAAGACAGGCAUUUAUCACCCCAACUAACAGUACUUGCUGCCUAUGUCAGUUAUCUUAUUAAAUACUUACAUGCUAGUGAAGAACAAAUCAGAAUGACUAAAUUUAAAAUAUGUCCGCAUUCUAAUACAUUGAAUGAUAUACUAAUGAAAAAGUUUACAAAACUAGCAGUAAUAAAAUCAAAUAAUAUUCAGGAAAGAAUUAUAUGUCAUAUAAUGGUGUUCAUGUUAAUAUUAAAUAAUUAUAGAUUUUAUCUUGAACCUCUAUGUACUGCAAUGGGUAUACCAAAGAGAUGCAGUAUUAAACACCUGGUAUACUUCACCGGAGCAUCAGUAGUUACAAGUGAAAUUGGAAGACAGGUGCUACUAAGGCUACCAUUAGUCAAAAAACCACAUUCUAACUCUGAUAAAUCAACUGUAUGUGAAGAUACAGACUCAUGUAUGCAGCUAAAAGAAGAAGAAAGACUAAAAAUUAGUAAAGAAGUCAUUAAACAUUUGGUAUCAAAAGUUCAAGAUGAAACUGUAACAGAACAGACAGAAACAGUGACUGCUAAUGAUACGGUCAACAAUUAUCUAUCUAUAUAUGGCAAUCUUGACUUGGAUGACUUCUAUUUACCAUCUAUAAACAGAGAUGCAGGUCAAGUUGAACAUGUAUAUCUUGUAGAGAAGAUUUUGUCCAAAGAUGAAUAUGAGCAUAUUUACAAUGAGCUUAUGGAGAAUAAUUACACAGCUGAUUUACACCCAUACAUACUGCCCUUUACAGAAAACGAGACUCUGUCCUUACAAUCAACAGUGCUAGCUCUAUAUACAAGUGAACUUAUAAAAUUCUUACAUGUUGACGAAGCAGAAAUCAUGAAAAAUGACUUUGUAUUAUGCCACUGCUCUAAGACAUUGAAUAAUAUCAUAAUGAACCAUUUUAGAAUAAUUAUUAUGUUUAAACAUAGGAGUUUGCAAAACAUGAAAGAUAAAAUUAUAUGUCAUAUAAUUGUAUUUACUUUAAUCUUAAGUAAAUUUAGCUUUAAGCUGAUGCCUCUCUUGAACUCAAUAAAUUCUAAUCGUAAUCAUGUGAUGAAAAUGAUAGCUUUUGUAGGAGCAUCAAUUAUAAACAAAGACAGUGAAAUGACAGUGCAGUUAAAAUUACCGUUAGUUCCAAAACCUCAGGCCCGUAUAAGAAAAACAAAGCCGCAUAAAAUUGACAAGAACUUGCAGCACAAAGAUGAUUAUGAAAUCGACCCAGAUGAGUUCUAUGUACCAUUUCUUAACCGAGAAGCAACCAAUCUUGAAGAUGUAUAUGUUAUAAACAAGAUUUUCUCUGAAGAUGAGUAUUUCCAGAUUUUUUUUGAGCUAGCGGAAAACAAUUAUAUGGCCGAUUUACAUCCAUACAUACAACAAUGUGUGAAAACCAGGACAUUGUCUUUAGAGUUUACAGUGCUAGCUGUAUAUGCAAGUGUACUCAUAAAAUUCUUACAUACUAGAUUUAAAAAAAUCAAAAAAUUCAUAAUUUGCCCCCAUUCUAAGACAUUAAAUGCAAUCUUAUUUAAAAGGUUUACAGAACUUAUUAAAUAUAAAGGGAGAACUUAUUCAAUGCAUAAGACGUCACAAGCAAUGAGAAGAAAAAUUCUGUGUCACAUAAUAGUAUGUAUGUUGAUCUUAAAUAAGUUUCAAUUUAAAAUGGAUUCUUUUUUGGAUGCGAUAAAAAGGAAACGCAUACUAAAGUUGCUCAGUUUUGUUGCAGCAACACUUGAAGAUGGGGACGAUGGAACAAUGGUAAAAUUAAAAUUGCCCUUAGUGCCAAAAACACGGGCCACUAUACACAGAAAUAAGUGUGCUCUAAGAACUAAAAUGGACUCAAGUCCAAAAAAAAAGAAAAGUUCAAGUUCAAAGCGGAAGAAGGGAGACCAGGAGGCAGAGACUGUCAAAAUUGACCCGGAUGAUUUCUAUCUACCAACUAUUGACAGAAAAGCAACUGAACUUGAAGAUGUAUAUCCUAUAGAAGAAAUUUUAUCUAAAGAUGAGUAUGAAAUAAUAUAUCAGGAGUUACAGCAGAAUGAUUAUAAAGAUCAUUUACAUCCAUAUAUACUCUCUUUUAUCGAAAACAAGACUCUUCCUUUACAAUUAAUAGUGCUAGCUGUAUAUGCAAAUGAACUUUUACAAUUCUUAAAAGAUAUAUCUAAAGUCUGGGAAAUAUGGUUUAGAAUAAGCAACCUUUCCAAUAAAUUAAAUGAUAUCUGUAAAAAAAGAUUUAUUGUUAAAUCUAAAAUUGUUGAAAACGUGACCCAGGACAUAAGAGAUAAAAUGGUAUGUCAUAUAAUUGUAUUUUUGUUAAUCAUAAAUAACUUUCGAUUCAAGCUAGAAGAUUUCUGUAAUGCAAUAAAGAAUACAUAUAAAACAAAACACGUGGAAAAAGUGGUGAGUCUUGUUGGAGCCGUGAUUGUUAAUAAAGGCGAGGGAUCACUGAUAGAGUUGAAAUUACCAUUAGUGCCAAAGAAGGAGGACAUUACAAAUAAUACUUCGAAACGACGUCUUACUGUUGAUCGAGACCUAAAAAAAUAUGAAAAAAAUGUGGUAGAUCCAGACGAUUUACUAAAUACACAGAAUAACAUAAGUGGUGCUUCUAAAAUUGGGUCCCUGCAACAUAUUGAGAAAGAAAGUCUAGAACGUGAGACUGAGAAUGUUGAUCAAGACGAUCUAUCAGAUAAUGAAAAUAUAAAAGACGCUGACGACGUUUAUUUACCGCCUAUUAACCGAAAAGCAACCAAACUUGAAGAUGUAUAUCCUUUAGAAAAGUUUUUGUCUAAAGAUACAUAUAAGAAAAUUGAGUGUGAGUUAAAAGAUAGUAAUUACAAAAAAGAUUUACAUCCAUACAUACAGUCCUUUGUGAAAAAGAAGUAUUUGUCUUCCGAGUUAACAGUACUGGCCGUGUGUGCAAGUUCGCUUAUAAAACACGUAAAUUCUCUCUGGAGCGAAAUUAAGAAACGUGACUACAGAAUAUGUCCCUAUUCUAAGACAUUAAACGAUAUCUUAAUAAAAGGAUUUAUAGAACUUGCUAAAUAUCCACAUAAAAUAUAUAACACAUACAAAACUGUAAGGCUCAAAUCGGCAAAUAUGGAAAUUAAGUCUGUGUGUUAUAUAAUGAUAUGUGUGUUAAUUUUAAAUAACUUCAAUUUUAAACUGGACCCUCUCAAGGACGCAUUAAAUAGAAAAUGUGGAUUUAGAUUUAUGCUGGAGGCUGUACGCCUUGUUGGAGCGAUCAUUGAACAUAGCGACGAUGGAACUGUAGUGAAGUUACAAUUACCAUCCGAGUUAACUCAACCUCCUUUAAAACCGUUGGAUCGUAAAAUUGACUUAUCAAAAUAUGACAUAAUUGACCCAGAUGAUUUCUAUGUACCGCCUAUUAAUAGAGAAGCAACUGAACUUGAAAAUGUAUAUCUUAUGGACAAAUUUUUCUCCAAAAGUAAAUACAAGAAGAUUUACUGUGAGUUGAAAAAGAGUAAAUAUAGUGAGGAUCUACAUCCAUACAUACAGUCCAUCAUCGAAAACAAGUCGCUCUCCUUGCAGUUCACCGUGCUAGCAGUCUAUGCAAGUGAACUGAUAAAAUUCAUUCAUGUCAGGAGCUCGAAAAUCAGGAUAAAAUACUUUAAAGUAUGCCACCAUUCCAAGACAUUAAAUAAUAUAAUAAUGAAAGGAUUUACAGAAUGUUCUGAACGUAAAAGCGAUGAUAACGGAAUAUAUACAUAUAGAUUCAGCUCACCAGAUAUGAAAAGAAAAAUAGUAUGCCAUGUAAUAGUGUGUGUUUUGAUCUUAAAUAACUUCCAAUGUAACCUGGAUCCUCUCGUCGAUGCAGUAAAGCGAAACGUACAAGAGACGGUCCGUCUUGUCGGUGCAUCAAUUGUAAAUGGGGACAACGGAAAAAUGGUUCAGUUAAAAUUACCAUUAGUCCCUAAACCUCAGAUUACCAGAAAAAAACAAUCCACUAAAAUAUGUUAAGGGCACCAAUCAUGGGACAUUUAAAAGAAGAUUUGGAGUAUUUUUGAUAUUUCACUGACACCAGUAAAAUUUCUACCGCUUUACGCUUUAAAAGUUGAAUGUCCAAUUCGUCCUUUAUGUUUUCUAUGUAUUUACUGAAAGCUACUGUAAUUGUUUUCAGUACUAUUAACCAAUUAAAACUGUGGUUCUUUGCUCCAGUCAUGUCAUAUAUGGCGCCGUUUAUUUUGAACCUAACAAAUAUCAAACAAAAAUUCAACUUGAGCAGCUCUUUGGCUCUUGUUUAUGGAAAAUAAUGCCAGCGAUUAAAAACCGAUGGUAAAUACUUGUUUGUCAGAAUUUACUGGUAGAAAAAGUACUGUAAACAAUAGUGAUAUAAUCAAGCUUUUCAAUCUCGUACCUAAAAUCUGUAAGCUUCGUUGCCUAAACACGGUACUCGACUAUAUGUAUAUAUAUUAUAUUUAACGAUUGUAUAAAAAAACUAUUAAUUACCAAUGUUAAGAAUAUGAUAUGUACUUACCUAAGUGUUAAAAACUCCUUAUGUGAUUUAAUUUAAGUAUUCUUUUGACUUGAUUGUGGCCAAUAAACUUAGGUUUAUCUUACUAUGUUUUAAUUAUCCAAUCUAAUAUAUAUGUAUAUUGUGUUAAA
Molecule: messenger RNA, 5545 nt
Organism: Cydia pomonella (codling moth)
Lineage: Eukaryota; Metazoa; Arthropoda; Insecta; Lepidoptera; Tortricidae
Exons: 1
Coding region: 89-4900 (1603 amino acids)
Biological process (GO): transcription elongation by RNA polymerase I; RNA polymerase I preinitiation complex assembly; nucleolar large rRNA transcription by RNA polymerase I
Cellular component (GO): RNA polymerase I complex
Molecular function (GO): DNA binding
Source: RefSeq, a predicted model, not a curated record